UCUACCAGUUUCACUCCGAGCUCCUUCUUCCUCUGCUCUCUUUGCUCUUGUUUCUCUCCAAGUUCAUAAAAAAAAAGAAGAUUUCCCUCUUUUGCAUUCCCAUUUGCAUCUCAUUUGCAUUUCGUGUUUACCUUCUUCUCCUCACAAGAACGUGUUUGUGGUGGUACAACUACCCCGCAAGAAUGGUUUUGUGGUGCGUCAUCGCCCACAAGAAUGAUUUUGUGGAGUGUUAUCACCCACAAGAACGAUUUUUGUGGGAGGCAACCAUGCCCCACAAGGACUACUAACUCUUGGACAGCUAACCUGGUUUUUGCUAACUCUCACAUAAUCCUUCCGAGUAUUUGGCUUGUUUUGUCUGUUGCAAUGUCUUUCAGGAACAUCUGAAGGAAGAUGUCGGGAGCACUCAAGAAGGUGACCGGGUCGAGCUCAAGUCGAUCAAGCUCGCAUCGCUCGUCCAUCCCCACAUCAAGCUACUCUCAUCAAGAUGAGCAAGAUGAGUCCCAGUCGCCAGAAGGGCAGCCAGCACAACAAGAAGAAGAGCAGGCACCGAAUGACUCCAACCUCGACAUUCGAGGGGAGCGAGAACUCCAAGCGUACAACAUCCUAAAGGACCGAACCUUUGGUCAUACAUGGGAGUUCGAUGCAGACCUGUUGGAAAAAACAGGUUAUGCACCCGCUGCUGGGACAGCCGGACCCUCGGCCGGACAGCAGUCCAGUUGGGACCGAUAUAUCCCGCAACCUGAAGCUGGAGGUUCAUCAUGGCAGAGUGGUGGCAGCUCUGAGUGGGAUCAACCUGGACGAACGAACUGGGCACAUGCCAGUGGUUCUAGUUUGAGCGGAGCGUCCCCACUCUUUGCUGCCCGACGCUCGUUUUCAGCUCGAGGUUAUCGUGAACUCUCUCAGGGGAUACACGACAUCAACAUCCGAGUCGGCGACAUUGGUGAUAGGACGCAUCAGACCCACGGAGCUCUCACUCAACAUAUCCAAGACACCGAAAGAUAUCACGCACAACAACAAGCAAAUCAGGAAGCCACCAUGGAACUGCUUCAAAAGCAGUAUCAGGACGCUCAAGCAUUAUACCGGCACUAUGGGUAUUACCCUCCACCCGGUCAGUAAGCCAGCUUGGGGGGAAGGAGUCCCCGAAGGUAACAUGUAUCUUGCAUUUGCAUAUUUCCCUUUUCAUCACCUUGCAUUGCAUGCUAAAAAAAAUCGAGUCAGUUAUCUUUAUUUCCCUUUAAGUGUCAUUUGCUUUGUUCUCUUAUGAGCUGUAAGAAUGCCUAAGUUCUCCAGUUGAAAUGAUGAACAAUUGCUCUGUUUUAAUCUCCUUGUUAUGCAUAAAUUACAACUCAUAUUCUCCAAGAACUGAGUUUGUUGGUCUCAAAAAGUUUAUCCUGAACCUAAAAUUUUGUGGGUUGAGAAUGCAUGAUCUGAGUCAAAGCUGUUGAGGAAUAUGAAAUGAUGGACUAGAGUUGCUACAAAUAUGUUCUGAGCAAAAUUUUACGUCCAGAACUUUUAUCUUCAAAAACUACAAAAUAAAAAGUUCCUCGGUGAUGAAAAAUACCUACCAGAGCCAUAUGCAUGAAACCUACAAAGACAUCGUUCCUACAUGCUGCUUGUAUCUUGUUGAGCUUUGUCAAAUUUUGUGACCCUUAUGAGUUGCAUUUCAUACUCUCAUAAUCGAGAAUCACGUACACACCACUUUUACAUGCAAAAACUUCCACAUUGGAAGAAUAGCAUUUCCAUACCAUCCACUCAUGCAUAUCCUUUUUGAUGUUCCAUAUGUCAUAAAGUCUCUUCCCAAAAUUCUCUCCAGCAAAGGCAUGAGCUAUGUAUUGAAAAAAAAGAGAAAGAAAGGGGCGCAUCAAGGCCCAUGAAAAAGAGAGAGAGAGAUGGACGAAGGUCCAUGCAAAAACAAGAAAAUUAUCCAUGUCCAAAAAAAUAUAAGGAGGAAGAGACAAAAUCAUGGAACAUCCUACUCUCUUACUUUCCACUCCAUCCACCACAUAUCCACAGACAUGCACUUCUCGAUCAUGGUUGUAUGACUUGCUCACUCUUUGGGUCCGAUCUUUGACUUUGAAAAAUAUUUGAAACAAGUAUGCCUUAGUUUCUCUCCCUACCUUGAGCUCCACAAACAAUCCCUUAGAAGUAGGAGAAAGAAGGCACACAAAAGGCCUUGGUGAGGAUACAAACACCUUUGAGCGAAUGAGAGUGUCAUUCGAGGAACUUGUUUUUAUUUUUUCAAAAAAAUUGUGAAAACCUCCGGACGUGAUUUUGAGCAAGGAAUAGGUAAGUGGUGGUUUAUAAAUCGUUCUAUGCCUCAACCGCCCAAGACAAGGAGAAGGCCAAAAGCCCUAUGGAAAUGAAGGUAAAAUGGGUGAGCAAGGUCUGACCAACUUAUUCAAUUCAAGAUAGAAUAUGUUUUGUUGUAACUUGUGCAUGAUGAAAAAAUAAAGCAUUGCAACAACUCCUGAUCAACAACCUAAAGUUUAGCUUUGCUCAAGGACGAGCAAAGUUCAGCUUGGGGGGUCUUGUUGACGCUCACUAACGACCAAUUCUGAGCGUCAAUAUUGCCAUAAUAAAUGGAUGAACUUGCAUUUCUUACACUCAUGUUACUAAUAAAUUACCGAAUUCCACAUGUCCCUCUAGAUUUCUAUGAGUGCAGGAUUUAAUUGAAAAUGGAGGGCAAUCACACCCUUUUGGGCCCGGGAGCAGACACCGAUUGAUCAGACAUCAUCAACAUGGAUUAAAAGGCCACCAGAGCAGAAUUUCACCAGAAACAAGGCCGGGCUACACACCAUCAACAAGUAGGCCCAGAGUGCAGCCCAUGGGGCAAAGGAGAAGGUCGGUGGGCCUAGUAGGAGACCGGCCGACCUACAGGCCGGCUGACCUGGACAUGGGCCCCACCGCCUCAAAUCUUCGAUGUGGCAGCUCCUCAUUGGAUGGAGAAGUCGGUUCUAGGGGUUCCCUGCUGAAUUCACGGUCGAGGAGAGGGUGGCUCCCCUCUAUUUAUAUGAGGGGAGGGGCUCCAUUUCAAGCAUCACCAAGCAUCAAGCUAUCAAGUCACUCUCUCAAGAUGUAGUUCAUCUUCUCUUGUAGAGGUCUUAGGACUAGAGGAGUUCGGGUUCGAGUCGUAGUUUGAGGUCUUAGAGCCUUCAUGGAGAGUCCGGUAUGUCUUUUACUUUAUCUUCAUGUAAUUCUCUGAGUUUGUACUAGAUCUUUAUUUACUCUAUUCAGUACUUUGGUUCGUAUA
Messenger RNA from Panicum virgatum (switchgrass), 3250 nucleotides. RefSeq lists its product as uncharacterized. NCBI's taxonomy places the organism in Eukaryota, Viridiplantae, Streptophyta, Magnoliopsida, Poales, Poaceae. The transcript is spliced from 2 exons. The record is from RefSeq and is a predicted model, not a curated record. The coding region runs from base 391 to 1116 and encodes 241 amino acids.